AUGAAGGGCACCAAGAGGUGUUACCUGAGCUAUCGAAGAAGCGUACCGCUGGGGGUGCCGGUGCCCGGAACCACGGAUGGGAGAAGAGCGCAAAAGGCGCGCACAUCUUUGGGAGCGGAGCUCUUGCCCCCGGCCCUCAUUAGAGCCAUGCUAGAGGGACGAGAGGCCUGGUCAGCUGUUACCUCCUGCGAAGAAGUUAUGUCGCGGAAGGAGGAGCAGGAGUGGACCAGACGGGGGGAAAAGAUCGGACGAGCCAAUCUGACGGCCGCGAAGGUGCGAUCUCGAAUUUCGGCUCUGAAAGAUCUCUGGAUCCAGUUCCAAGACGGGCAUGCCUCUCUGGUGAACUCGACUCCGCUCCCCGCGCAGAAGACGAUGGACUAUUUCACCGAGCAUCGCUACGACGAGACGGAGGACACUUAUCGCGCAGCAUUGGACCACAUGUCGGAGGAGCUGGAAGAGUUGGAUCCACCUCGACAUCAUUCUCUGUUGCACACGAGCUCGCGAGCUGAACCCUCUUUAUCAAAUGACCCGCCCGGUCAACAAGCGAAAACGCGCGCGGAGAAUAAACUCGAGGUGAGCUCGAUGUUAGCCUCUCCGAUGAGAGCGAAACCAUCACGGAUUAUUUUAGCGACAGCUCGCGUAAGAGUUGGCGUGGUCGAAGGUCGCUCGGUAGAAAUACGAGCCUUGUUAGAUCAGGGCUCCGAAAUGUCCUUUAUAUCUGAAUACCUAGCUCAAGUGUUACGGGUUAAACGCAUACGAAUGCCGACGUCGGUUUCUGCCGUCGGUUGCGUGGAUGCCGGGACCUUCAAGUACGCCGCUCGAAUCUGUGUCUCUCAUCGCGAUGUAAGCUCUCCGACCGUAAACACUACCGCUUUAAUUUUAAGUUCUUUAACCGCGUACGCUCCGCAAAGCGAUGCGGAUAUCGCCUCGUUCUCUCAUUUGGCGGACCUUGCAUUUGCGGAUCCGGAUCCAACGAGCAAGGAGCCUAUUCACCUCAUUCUCGGCGCGGAUCUGUAUGGGGAGGUCAUUCUCGGGGGCUUGCGCAAGGGUUCACUCGGCGAGCCUAUCGCGCAAGAUUCAAUAUUCGGAUGGGUCAUAUCGGGACCACUCUCUCCAUCCUCUCCCGCGUCACCUCCUUCACCUCCGCCUCCUGGAGAUGCUCGGAUGUCGCAUCACGUCUCCGUUCAUCAUUGUCUCAACGCUACAUCAUUGGAGGACGAAAUCAGACGAUUUUGGGAAAUUGAGGACUUUCCCACGCAUUUAAUUGCCACGCCUGACGACGAGAAGUGCGAAACGCAUUUUCGCUCUACACACACGCGUACGUCAACGGGGCGUUAUAUCGUCAGGUUGCCGUUUCGCCGUGAUCCUCCCAUUGAAAUCGGGGAGUCUCGCCAACGAGCCGAACAACGGCUGAACGCGCUUUUUCGACGGUUUGGUGCAAAUCCGAAGCAGUUCGCUGAAUAUCAGGCAUUUAUUCGGGAGUAUGAGCGUCUCGGUCAUUUGCGUAAACUGCCUGCCGCCGAGGACCGCCCGGAUCCGUGUGUCUAUCUCCCUCACCAUCCCGUUUUCCGUGAUUCCAGCAGCACCACACGUCUGCGUGUCGUGUUCGACGCGUCGAGUCUCACGUCGAACGGCUCGAGUCUCAAUAAUCACCUUUUAACAGGGCCUAAACUUCAAACGGAUUUAUCCGCCGUGAUAUUGCGUUGGCGUCAGUUUCGCUUUGUGUAUGCAGCCGACAUCGCGAAGAUGUACAGGCAGAUUCUCGUAGACGACCGCGAUCUUAAUUUUCAAAGAAUUUUGUGGCGUGACUCUUCCCGUGAAUCCGCGAGCGACUAUCAAUUACUCACAGUCACUUACGGGAUGGCGUGUGCACCCUUUCUCGCGUUACGCGUUAUUCAGCAAUUAGCUCAGGACGAAGGGGAACGGUAUCCCAUGGCGGUGCCCAUUUUGCAAGAGCAUAUUUACGUCGACGACGUGCUGUUCGGUCACGACGACUUGAACGCUCUACGUGCCACGCGAGAUCAAUUAAUUUCAUUAUUACGUUGCGGCGGGUUCGAACUUCGGAAAUGGGCAGCCAAUUCAGCAGCUCUCCUUUUUGAUAUUGAUGACUCAGAGCACGGAACCGCGUGCGACAAAUCCUUGUCUCACUCUGACAAUCUCAAUAUCCUCGGCGUUGAAUGGAAUCCAGUCCUCGAUUCCUUUCAGAUUCGGGUGUCCAUGUCCGAUGACCUUCCCCGCACCAAGCGUUCCAUCCUUGCCGCCAUCGCUCGAUUAUACGAUCCUCUCGGAUGGGUCACCCCCGUGAUUCUCUCUGCCAAAGUUUUGAUGCAGACACUGUGGAGAGACAGACUUUCAUGGGACGAGCCGAUUCCGCCCUCGCUAUCCUGUCGCUGGCAACAAAUCUGCGACGGGAUUUCGCGGUUGAGUAACCUGAGACUGCCGCGGUGGUCCGGGUUCACCGCUGAUUGUGAGCUCGAGCUCCACGGAUUCGCGGAUGCCUCAACCGUCGCAUAUGCUGCCGCCGUGUAUUUAAAGGUCGUCGAUUCCUCUCAGACCGUCACUAUCAGCCUAUUACUAGGUAAAUCGAGAGUUGCUCCUCUGAAGCCGCUCAGCAUACCUCGAUUAGAAUUGUUGGGCGCGGCGCUGCUCGCUCGGCUCAUCAAUCUCGUUAAAACGACUCUCGCAAUAAACGAUCUUCCGUGUUUCUGUUGGUCCGAUUCCACGGUCGUACUGGCCUGGCUCCGCCAACAUCCUUCCCGGUGGAAGACGUUCGUUGCCAAUCGUGUAGCUGACAUCCAGCAGCGUCUUCCAGGGACGGAGUGGAGCGAUUAUAUUAACACGUUGCAACAGAGAAGCAAGUGGCGUAGAGAGCAAGCUUCGAUACCGAUCGGUAAACUCGUACUUAUUCGAAACUCGAAUCUCCCGCCGAGUAAGUGGGAACUCGGACGUAUCGUUCAGUGUCAUCCGGGCACUGACGGGUUGACCCGCGUGGUCACCGUCAAAACGGCGGCCUCGGAGUACACGCGAGCUAUCGGCAAGAUCUGCCUCUUGCCUGUCGAUUGCGAACCGAUACCUUCUCCGACAUCUGCCUAA
This is a messenger RNA of Odontomachus brunneus, 3093 nucleotides long. RefSeq lists its product as uncharacterized. The transcript is spliced from 4 exons. NCBI's taxonomy places the organism in Eukaryota, Metazoa, Arthropoda, Insecta, Hymenoptera, Formicidae. The coding region runs from base 1 to 3093 and encodes 1030 amino acids. The record is from RefSeq and is a predicted model, not a curated record.